AUGUAUGUUCUUUCUAAGAAGCUCCAAAUUCUCAAAGGAAAUCUCAAAGCUUGGAACAAAAAUGUUUUUGGGAAUGUGCAGGAUCAUGUUAAGACAGCAGAGAAGGAUUUAGGUUGCAUUCAGGAGGAAAUUUCACAACAGGGAUACAACAAUGAAUUGGUUGUCAAGGAAAGGGAGGCUCAAGCUAAAGUGAAUCUGGCUCUUAAUUAUGAGCAGGCCUUCUGGAAAGAAAAGGCAAGAGUGCAAUGUCACACAGAGGGGAUCAUAAUACUAAAUUCUUCCACAGAGUUACAAAAAUAA
Messenger RNA from Lathyrus sativus (Indian pea), 300 nucleotides. Lineage: Eukaryota; Viridiplantae; Streptophyta; Magnoliopsida; Fabales; Fabaceae. The record is from the annotation of a GenBank genome assembly.